Molecule: messenger RNA, 249 nt
Organism: Entrophospora candida
Lineage: Eukaryota; Fungi; Glomeromycota; Glomeromycetes; Entrophosporales; Entrophosporaceae
Source: the annotation of a GenBank genome assembly
AUGUCAGUAUUAAAGACACUUCUGGAAAAUAAAAAUAACAGUAACAAUAAUAACCUAAAUUCAGAUUCAGAUUUACCAGGUCCUCAGCUGAUUUUUUAUCUUACCUUAUUAAACGAACUCGCACAAAUUCCUAAUUUUGAUAUUAAUAAUGCAGAAUUGGCAAAAAUUUUUACUAAUUCUUGGAGAAAUGCCAGCACUGAAUUCACGGACGAAUUUAUUAUUCUGGCAGCUAAACUUGGACUCGAUUAA